GUCGGAAACGUCAAGAAAUUCUGGCACAUCCUGGUUCGUGCGGAAUGGAUCGAAGAAGGGACAGGAGCGGCAGUCGUCCACGCCACUGCAUCAGACACGACCGAAAGGACACACACUGGUACGCGCACGAUUACGACGUGGCGCUGAUCGGGUCCAUCGACGGAUGCGAGUCGAAUGUGCCGCAUGACAGAGGACUCGUCCGUGCGGAAAUGGCCAAGUUUGACGCAUCGAAAGACCCCAACAUCAUGGGGAACCCCUACACGACCCUGUUUGUGGCUCGGCUGAAUUACGACACGUCAGAGGAGACGCUGCACUCCAUCUUUGGCAAGUACGGACCCAUUAAGCGUCUGCGCCUUGUCCGCCAUGUCGUGACCCAGGAGAGCCGAGGGUAUGCGUUCAUUGAGUAUGUGCACGAACGGGACUUUGAAGAAGCGUACGCUGCCACAAAUCGGUUGAUUGUCGACGGCCGGACCAUCCUCGUCGAGUACGAACGUUCGCGUGUCAUGAAAGGGUGGAAGCCGCGACGCUUGGGUGGUGGGUUGGGCGGUCGCAAAGAAUCCGGGCAGCUCCGCUUUGGCGGGCGCGACCGACCGUUCCGCAUGCCUGUGGGGGUAAAGCGGCAGCAGCAAGUUGACACGCGUUCGAGUUGUCGUCGGAGCCGAAGUGGCAGUCGGCGCAACCCACGCAUUGGAUAGCCUUAACUCAAUGGGAAUCGCCCAGUGCAACAUGGUGUAUUCGAUCCAGGAGCUGUUGUAUUCCUCCAAGCAUACUCGGCCAGCUACAACUUGAAUGGUCGUGGAGCCAUCGUCUUGUCGCGGCACCGCCGCAACGCCUCGCUUCCAUGCUCCAUGUACUCUGCCUUGGUGACGACGGCGUCGGCAAAGCGCGACGACAUCGCAAAUGCCUGGCAUCCUCUCCACACGGCACCAAUGGGGCUACCACAACGCUACCGUGAGUUGACGCGGGUCAAGACAGUCUCCAUACUCG
Messenger RNA from Aphanomyces invadans, 987 nucleotides. RefSeq lists its product as hypothetical. Gene Ontology annotation, biological process: mRNA splicing, via spliceosome. NCBI's taxonomy places the organism in Eukaryota, Oomycota, Saprolegniomycetes, Saprolegniales, Verrucalvaceae. Gene Ontology annotation, molecular function: mRNA binding; snRNA binding. The transcript is spliced from 2 exons. The record is from RefSeq and is a predicted model, not a curated record. Gene Ontology annotation, cellular component: precatalytic spliceosome; U12-type spliceosomal complex. Bases 45 to 695 code for a protein of 216 amino acids.